AUCUUCAUCAUCAGCAGUCGUCCUGCUGGGACUCUUUGCCGUGCGGCUUUGCUUUGCUCCACUCCACUCAGUCUUUACAGCCCUUCUCCUGUCUGUGAGUGUUUAUGUGUUUGAAGCUGCUGUUUCAACACUUUUGAAAAUUUUUUUUUUGAGAAUUUCAGAGUUCUCUCUCGUGGGCAGAGCCAUCUCCACAAUCCUUGGAGUAAUGGGAAGACUAGAUUAUAGUCAUGGAGAAGAGAAGCAGUCCCUGUUUUUACUUCAACAACCACCGCUAAAUCUACUUUGAUGCGGUCGCUGAGCUAACAGGCUAACUGGGAAUGUUUUCACAUUCUAGCCAGGUAGUUAGCAUGCUAGCAGGCUAAUUCGACUAUAUUCAGCUGUAUGAAAGAACCAAACAGCAUAAAUUACACAUUUAUGUGGUGAUACGUUUAAUUGGAGGCUAAUUUAAAAUUCUUUGAAACUCUGUCAUUUUAGUUGUUAUGAUUUAAUUAGAGCCAUGGUUAAAAUGUUCUGGCAACAAGUUUGCGAUACACAGACUAAAGUUUAUCCACGUUUAGUUUGCUGUCGUUUUAGUUUUCGUGUGAUUCCACUUAACUAGAGCGUCGGUCAUUGUGUUUAUAUGCAUGUUCAUAUAAAAGUUAAACUGGGUGCCCACUUCAGGUGCUCAAAUUAAAGUGGCUUAGGCUCCUCUGUUGUACAGGAACGGUGUUGUCAGGUCAUUGAUAUAGUUACUGACGAGGAGACGAAGAGUGGAUGAACAUUAUAAAUCGCCCACAUGCGUUGGAUCAGCUCCCGGACUUGUGAAAGGCCACUGAAGCUGAAGGUGGGAAACGUGAACGCACAGCCAUUGCAGCCCGUGGGAAGAUGGCGGAGCGUUCCCGCAGGCGGUGGUGAAACCAAAACUUGGGAACUACUUGGAUUUAUUGGCCGACACCUUACCUCUGAUCAAAGGACACAUGCAGGCCAAAAAACGGUACUUAAUCCUGUUCUCCGCCGGUGCGUGUCUUAUUAUGCUGUUUUGUUUGGGCGGGAUACAAGUCCCCCUGUCCAGACGCGGAUCCAGCCAGCGUGAUGAACGCAGCCUCACCGGUUACCACUCUUGGGCUCGGUGGCGUCGCUUCCCCGGAUACCUGCAGCGUUUCAGCUCCUGGGAUCAGGCCUGGAGCGAUGAUCACAAUGAACACAUAUCACCCAGACAGAAAAGGGACGCUAACACUGGCGUUUACUCUGGAAGACGCUGCAGAAUGGAGUCCUGUUUUGAUUUCACCCUGUGUGAGAGGAACGGCUUUAAAGUUUAUGUCUAUCCCCAGCAGAAAGGGGAGAAAAUGUCUGAGAGUUACCAGAACAUUUUGCUGUCUAUUGAAAGCUCCAGGUUCUAUACAGCUGACCCAGGACAAGCGUGCUUGUUUGUCCUGAGUCUGGACACAUUGGACCGAGACCAGCUGUCACCACAGUAUGUGCACAGUCUUAGAGCAAAGAUCCCCAGCCUUCCGCUGUGGAAUGGAGGCAAAAACCACAUCAUCUUUAACUUGUACUCUGGCACCUGGCCAGACUACACAGAAGACCUGGGCUUUGACAUUGGCUUUGCCAUGUUAGCCAAGGCCAGCAUCAGCACGGAGAACUUCAGACCCAACUUUGACGUUUCUAUUCCCCUUUUUUCUAAAGACCACCCUAGGACAGGAGGCCAAAGAGGCUAUCUCAAACAUAAUGCCAUCCCACCUUUUCGUAAGUACAUGCUUGUAUUUAAGGGGAAAAGAUACCUAACUGGAAUAGGGUCAGAUACUCGAAACGCAUUGUACCAUGUUCACAACUCCGAGGAUGUGGUUCUCCUCACCACCUGCAAGCAUGGGAAGGACUGGCAGAAGCACAAGGAUGCACGCUGCGACAAAGACAACCUAGAAUAUGACAAGUAUGACUACAGAGAGAUGCUGUACAACUCCACGUUCUGCCUGGUACCUCGAGGACGACGGCUCGGUUCCUUUCGCUUCUUAGAAGCCUUGCAGGCGGCUUGUGUGCCUGUGAUGUUAAGUAACGGCUGGGAGCUUCCUUUCUCGGAGAUCAUCAACUGGAAUACGGCAGCUGUGAUUGGAGAUGAAAGACUGCUGUUACAGAUCCCUUCAACGGUACGCUCCAUUCACCAGGAUAAGAUCCUGUCUCUGAGACAGCAGACUCAGUUCCUGUGGGAGGCCUACUUCAACUCUGUGGAAAAAAUCGUACUGACCACGCUAGAGAUCAUCCAGGACAGGGUUCUACGGCACACCUCCAGGAGCAGCCUCAUGUGGAACAGUCUGCCUGGAGGUCUUUUCACUCUCCCUCACUACUCCACGUACCUGGGAGACUUCCCUUUCUACUACGCUAAGCUGGGUAUCAAGCCUUAUCCGAAGUUCACGGCGAUUAUCCACGUUGUGACACCACUGGUCUCUCAGUCUCAGCCUGUCAUGAAGCUGCUCGUAGCUAUGGCAAAGUCCCAGUACUGUGCUCAGGUAAUAGUUCUGUGGAACUGUGAUAAACCGCUUCCUGCCAAGUACCGGUGGCCUGUCACCUCAGUCCCAGUCGUUGUGAUCGAGGGAGAAAGCAAGGUGAUAAGCAGCCGCUUCCUGCCCUAUGACACCAUCCCCACUGAGGCUGUGCUGAGUCUGGACGAGGACACCGUUCUCUCCACCACAGAGGUGGACUUUGCCUUCACAGUGUGGCAGAGUUUUCCGGACCGCAUUAUUGGUUAUCCUGCUCGCAGCCAUUUCUGGGACAGCAACAAGGAGCGAUGGGGCUACACUUCCAAAUGGACCAAUGACUACUCCAUGGUGUUGACUGGAGCGGCCAUCUAUCACAAAUACUACCACUAUUUAUACACCAGCUACCUGCCGAACAGUCUGAAGAGCAUGGUGGACCAGAUGUCCAACUGCGAGGACAUUCUGAUGAAUUUUCUGGUGUCGUCUGUCACUAAACUACCACCCAUCAAGGUCACCCAGAAGAAACAGUAUAAGGAGACCAUGAUGGGCCAGAGCUCCCGGGCCUCUCGCUGGGCUGACCCGGACCACUUUGCCCAGCGUCAGACUUGCAUGAACAAGUUUGCCAGCUGGUUUGGCACCAUGCCCCUGGUCCAUUCUCAGAUGAGGUUGGACCCAGUACUGUUCAAAGACCAGGUGUCCAUACUGCGCAAGAAGUACCGGGACAUUGAGAGACUAUAACGCUCCAGUGCCCCUCCUGCUCACAGGACUACAGGAAAUAGAAGAGUGGGAGGGGGGGGGGUGCAAAGUCUAUCCGUGACUGCAUGGGUGAGGCAGCGGAGAGGGUAAUGUGAUUGUGUGGACGAGGAGGAGGAGAGGAAAAUACACUUGUUCAGAUGAGAACAAAACAUCCAGUUUUCCCCUCUGUUAUGGCAUUUUUCCAUUUCUCCUCUGCACUCCUUCUCUUGUCUGUUUGGACAGACAGCUGAGGACACAGCACCCACUCUCUGUCCUGUGUCUAACAACAUCUGCGUGGCAAGUAACGGCAUGACUCAAGUGGUCAAAUCCAUGGAGCUCAUUCAGCGUGUCCUCAUGGUGGUAAACCAGUUCAUCUGAACCAGACUGACUGUUCUGAUCUGUACACUAUGCACAGGUUCCUGAGAGUUUUUGCUGACAGAAUCUAUUGAUAAUUAUGUCUAUGAAAAAGGAUAACACUAUUUUGGAUUUUUUAUACAAUUAAUGAUUGGCCAGCACUACUCUCUCUGUAUUGUCUUAAAACCAAUAGCACGGUGGGUAGAACUAGAGGAAUGACGACCAUUGUUGAUCUGAUUUUCACAGUGCCUCCAGUUUAUCUAAUGCUACUUGGGAUACGGGAGUCAGAAGAAGGUGCCGUAAAAGCGCCGUCAUUUUGCUGCUUUCUUAUUUGAAUUAUGUGGUUGAAAAAACGAAAUUUUCCUCAUGUGCCAUUCUUAAACUUUUAGCAAAUUUGUGAGUUUGUUUUUCUCUUCUUUAUUUAUAAGAUAGAUUCAGUACUUGAAAAAGUGUUGACCUAAACAACAAAUAUGGGCUCAACAGAAUCCUGGUCUUGGUUGAGGGCAGGCUGACCUUUUCACCAGUUGAGCUGAUCAAUUCACUGAAAGUAAGAUAAUUGAUCAAUUUUUAGCAGUUCUUUUGUAACUUAGGAUGUUCUCAAGUCUUGACAUUUACAUUUUAAUGACCCAACUUUAUUUGUCCGGCGACCAGCAACAGAAUAGGGGCUGACACGGCAACCACUUAAGAACAAGAUGACACCUAAUGCUGUCAGAUAAAGAGCUAACGUUAUCCCAACUACAACUACAAAAAAUUACAACUGUUUUUUUUUUUUUUUUUCAGAAACAGAAAUAUGCUGUUAUUCAAAGGCAGGGAAAUCUGUUCUGUCGAGGAUAGUCACAGCAAUGUGUCAAAAGAAAACCAGUGUCCAAUCUGAUUUUCUGUAACCUCAAUAGUGACAUUUUCACUGGUUUCUAUACUGUAGCUUGAAAAUCAACGUUGCUUCAGUUGUUUAAGUUUUUGUCUAAGUUGAUUGUUGUAUUUUUUUUGUUCCCUUUACAUAUCGCUGACCAGAUGGUUUAAUUCGAUUAAUGUCAAGGUCGUAUAUGAAGUGUGCACAGACUUCUGAGUCAAGAUCAACCCCACACUCAGAUGAGGACGACGACUCCUCCUCGUCCUCGUCCUGUUACUCCUGUUGCCUCUAAUGGCAGGGUGAAUAACCAGCUCUGCUGAGCUUCAUAGUCGUUCUUCAACCCCAUGUAUGUGCCAUUUGAUUGAUUGUGAUUUCCCUUUGUAAAUAUAUUUUUUUUCAUUUAAAAUGAGGAAUGCUAUGCAUUCCCAUAUUUUUGUUAACUGAUUUAUGCUUUUACUAAAUAAAGUGAGUGACAGGAACUAACAGGGAGUGUAUACGUAUGUGUGGGAGACUGACAAAUCAAAACAGGCUGCACAUCUCCAAGUGGGGAAGAAAACAGCAGCUUGAUUGCAAAUGAACAAUCCUAGUAUUACUAAACAGUGAACAUCAUCGUACAAAGAACCACAUUGGUGCAAUAUGUAGGAAGGUAUUUGUUUGUUUUCCUUUGUUUUUGGAGGGCAGGGGUUACAUAUUGAUGUGCCUUGAGAAGAAAUACAAGUUCUUGUUUUCCUUUUCAUCUGCCUGGUGCAACAAACAGGUUUCUAUUCUUUUAUUGUGGUAGUUGUUUGUGUUAUGGUUUUCUAAUCAGUAGCCAGUGACAUCAAAUGGCUUUCUACCUGAACGUUGAAUCAGAUCAAGACAUUCCUGCCUGUAUUUCUUUCUCUGCAACCUUUCUGACGGACAGGUGUGCUGCCUUGCAUCACUAUACCUAUCUGCUUUAUUAUGGCAGGUAUAGUAAUACAUGGAAUGCACCUCCAGCAGAAUCCUCACACGUUCACUGAAGGAAUCCACAUUGUCUGAACCUAAUCACUGCCUGCUUCUUUAAUUUACUGUGUAACUGCAGUCUCUAGGUGGAUUAAAAGUCAUUGGGUACAGAUUAAGGGUAAAAAUCACUUUUUGUAAAAAAAAAAAAAAAAAA
Cynoglossus semilaevis (tongue sole) is the source of this 5527-nucleotide messenger RNA. RefSeq names its product exostosin-1b. Gene Ontology annotation, cellular component: membrane. The transcript is spliced from 11 exons. Bases 957 to 3188 code for a protein of 743 amino acids. Lineage: Eukaryota; Metazoa; Chordata; Actinopteri; Pleuronectiformes; Cynoglossidae. The record is from RefSeq and is a predicted model, not a curated record. Gene Ontology annotation, molecular function: glycosyltransferase activity.